Spinacia oleracea (spinach) is the source of this 1923-nucleotide messenger RNA. RefSeq lists its product as uncharacterized. The record is from RefSeq and is a predicted model, not a curated record. Gene Ontology annotation, molecular function: protein dimerization activity. The coding region runs from base 1 to 1923 and encodes 640 amino acids. NCBI's taxonomy places the organism in Eukaryota, Viridiplantae, Streptophyta, Magnoliopsida, Caryophyllales, Amaranthaceae. The transcript is spliced from 4 exons.
AUGGAUUCAUCUCAAUCUCAACAACAAAGUACUAAUAUUGGUAGUAGCACGGGUAGUGGGUCAAUUGGUGCGGAAUCAUUGUCUAGUGAGGGUUCUCCUCCAUUGUGGAGGUUUGUAACAAGAAUUGAAAAACAAGGGGCGGUUGGUGGAACAUGGAAAUAUCGAUGUAAUUUUUGUAAUGAAAACCGAACAUCUAGUUAUUCAAGAGUUAGGGCCCAUUUGCUUCAAAUUAAGGGUCAAGGCAUUGCAUGUUGUAAGAAAGUGUCUCGUGCUGAUAAACUUGAAAUGCAAAAACUUGAUGAUGAAUUUGAGAAUAAGAAACUUGAUUCGGGCCCUAGAGAAGUUCCUUUGCCUAGUGAAUCUCUUUCUCAUUUGGACUCCGAUGCUAUGUUCAAGAAAAGGAAUCCACACUAUAUGAGGUCCUAUACUUUUGCUGCCACUCAUAAUAUAGCAGGUUACAAACCUCCUGGUUACAAUAAGCUUAGAACUACAUUACUUGUGCAAGAAAAAGCUAAUGUAGAGAACCUAAUGAUUCCACUAAAGUCAACUUGGAGAGAAAAAGGGGUGACAAUUGUGACUGAUGGAUGGAGUGAUCCAACAAGAAAACCUCUCAUUAAUUUCAUGGCUACUUCUGGUAAUGGUCCAAUAUUUCUUAAAGCUGUGAAUUGUUUUGGUGAAAUAAAAGAUAAAUAUUUCAAUGCUAAUCUCAUGAAAGAAGUUAUUCAAGAAGUGGGUCAUCAAAAUGUAGUGCAAGUCAUAACUGAUAAUGCAGCAAAUUGCAAAGGGGCUGGGGAGCUAAUUGAGAAAUGUAGUUGGAUCACUGAUAUCCAUGGGGAUGCAAUGGUAAUUAAAAAUUUCAUCAUGAACCACAACAUGAGAUUGGCUAUCUUCCAAAAGUUUUCUCCUCUUAAGUUUCUUUCCGUGGCCGAUACUCGCUUUGCCUCCAUUAUUGUGAUGCUUAAGAGAUUUAAGCUUAUUAAACGAGGUCUUCAAGCCAUGGUUAUAAGUGAUGAGUGGACUUCUUAUAGAGAAGAAGACAUGGGGAAGGCAAACUUUGUGAAAGACAAGAUUGUGAAUGAUGAUUGGUGGGACAAACUAGCUUACAUUGUUGAUUUCACAAAGCCUAUCUAUGACAUGAUUAGGCUUUGUGACACCGAUAAACCAUGCCUUCACUUAGUGUAUGAGAUGUGGGAUUCUAUGAUUGAACAAGUGAAGCUUGAGAUUUACAAGAAAGAAGGUCGUCCCAAUUCGGAGUUUAGUCCCUUUUAUCAUGUGGUUUAUGAAAUCUUGGUAGCUCGUUGGGCAAAAAGCAACACUCCUCUCCAUUGUCUAGCUCACUCCUUGAACCCGAGGUACUAUAGUGAUGAAUGGCUACUUGGUGAUCAAUCUAGAAUUGCUCCUCAUAGAGAUGGUGAAGUAUCUCGAGAGAGAAUGAAGUGCUUUCGUAGAUUAUUUGCACUUAAUGAUGAUGUUGGUAAAGUGAUGGAAGAAUAUGCUCAAUUCUCUAUGAAGAGUGGACCUUUUGAGGAUUUAACUUGUAUCUCAAGGAUGCAUUCUAUGGAUCCUAAGAGUUGGUGGGCAAACUUUGGAGCUCAAACUCCUCUCCUCCAAUCUUUGGCAUUUAAAGUGCUUGGGCAACCUACUUCAUCAUCUUGUAGUGAACGAAAUUGGAGUACAUAUGCCUUCAUUCACUCACUUAGGAGGAACAAGCUAAAUCCAAGUCGUGCCCAAGAUUUGGUUUUCAUUCACAACAAUCUUCGCCUUUUAUCAAGGAAUUCCGAAGAAUAUGCGGAGCUUUAUACAAAGAUGUGGAAUGUUGGUGGAGAUGCAUUUGAUUCCUUGGAGGAUGUUGGGUUUCUAGAGUUUGCGGAACUCUCACUAGAUGAGCCGGAUUUAGAAAAUGUGUUGCUCGUUGAAGAUUGA